Messenger RNA from Brassica napus (rape), 580 nucleotides. RefSeq lists its product as uncharacterized. NCBI's taxonomy places the organism in Eukaryota, Viridiplantae, Streptophyta, Magnoliopsida, Brassicales, Brassicaceae. The transcript has a single exon. The record is from RefSeq and is a predicted model, not a curated record. The coding region runs from base 115 to 375 and encodes 86 amino acids.
CUUCAUCUUCUGACAAAAUCCAUUACUCUCUCUCUAUAUUACACAGAGCUUCUCAGACACUUUAAAGCUUCCAAGAACUUAUAGAAAGAAAGAAAGAAAGUUUGCACUAAUAAGAUGACUUAUCUGAACAAGCUUUGGAUGGCAGCAUCGUUCGUGGCUGUCCAAGGAAAUCCCGAUCACGGCGUCAAGUUGAAAACCGGUCUCACCUCCGCCCACCGCCUUCAACGCCGCUUUUCUUCCGAUCUCCGCCCUCUCUGCGCCGCAGAUGUCACUGUUGACGGUGUUACUGCAGAAGAUAGACUACGUACCUCUUCUUCCACUCCCGAUGAAUCUCUCCGUCAGGUUAUGUACCUCAACUGCUGGAGCCAAGGCUGAUUCUAACUCCAUCCGUCCGCAGAUUAUGAUGUUGACUCGUUCAUGAAACUCACCGAGUCGAGAAAGUGCGAGUCCGAUCUCUGAAGAUAACUUGUAUAUAGUUUGUUUGUUGUGGACUAGUCCAUGUGUGUGAAUAUUAGAAAUGUUUAAAAAGAUCAAAAGCAAGCGUUUCGUUUAUGAGAACACUGUUUCUUUUUUCGUCAAA